This is a messenger RNA of Anguilla rostrata (American eel), 1178 nucleotides long. RefSeq names its product cytochrome P450 2D9-like. The record is from RefSeq and is a predicted model, not a curated record. Gene Ontology annotation, molecular function: oxidoreductase activity, acting on paired donors, with incorporation or reduction of molecular oxygen, reduced flavin or flavoprotein as one donor, and incorporation of one atom of oxygen; iron ion binding; heme binding. Gene Ontology annotation, cellular component: cytoplasm; intracellular membrane-bounded organelle. The transcript is spliced from 4 exons. Bases 154 to 690 code for a protein of 178 amino acids. Lineage: Eukaryota; Metazoa; Chordata; Actinopteri; Anguilliformes; Anguillidae. Gene Ontology annotation, biological process: xenobiotic metabolic process.
CUCCCUUCUUGCUGUCUUCAUUACUGUUGCCAUCAGAGAGGGGACGAUGGCUCUUCCUUCAAUGAAAAACAGCAAAUCAUUUAUCUGCUGGACCUCCUCUUUGCUGGAACAGACACCACUGCCAACACACUCCGCACAGCCUUUCUGUACCUCAUGACUCACCCAGAUGUUCAGGAGAGGUGUCAGAAGGAGAUCGAUGAGGUGCUUGGGGAGAAGGAGCAGGCCUCUUAUGAGGACAGACACAAGAUGCCCUACACACAGGCCAUGAUCCACGAGGCUCAGCGAGUCGCAGACACGGUGCCGCUCAGCGUCUUCCACACCACCACCAAAGACACACGACUGAUGGGCUACCAUAUACCCAAGGGAACCGUCAUCAUUCCCAACCUGUCCUCUGUACUGAGUGAGGAAAGCCAGUGGAAGUUUCCAAAGGAAUUCAACCCCUCCAACUUCCUAAACGAUCAAGGAGAGUUUGUGAAGCCAGAAGCCUUCAUGCCCUUCUCGACAGGGUCUCGGGUGUGUCUGGGAGAGGGUCUCGCUCGUAUGGAGCUCUUCCUGAUUCUUGUGACACUCCUACGCCGCUUCAAGUUUGUCUGGCCUGAAGACGGGGGGGUGCCUGACUACACCCUCAUUUAUGGUCUCACUCAAACACCCAAACCCUACAGACUGGGUGUCAGACUAAGAGACAGUUAAGAUUUUACAUUAGGCACCGGUGGGGUUGGGCCUCACCAGCAGAUGACGCUGUAGUGCACAAUGCAUGGAAAUGCAUAUCUAAUAAAUCAAAUAGCGAAAUAGUACAAAAACUUGUUCAAUGAAGUAAACUCAUAAAAAAGUCACAAUUAUAAGGGUGCUGCUUGGAACCAUUUCCCUUGGAAAACACAGCUUAGUGUGUGUGUGUACAUCCAGAGCUGCAUUGACAGCAGGCUAUCUUUUGUUGCGUGUGAUGGGGCCAGUAGCUUUUCAGCCACAUAGAGCUGUUGUGUGAACUGUGUAAGCACAAGAAAAUUAACUCCUUGCAUAAAUACCCAGUUCGAAAAUUCAUGUUUAGCUUGGCGGGCAAGCCAUUGUAAAUGAAAGGACUGCUGAAGUGAGGGAGAUUUUGCCUGGCAACUUGUGGUUAAACACGUAAUUUAAAAAAUGUAAUGCCAGCAUUUUGCCUUGAAAUUAAAUGUCUGGGUCCA